Molecule: messenger RNA, 4520 nt
Organism: Betta splendens (Siamese fighting fish)
Lineage: Eukaryota; Metazoa; Chordata; Actinopteri; Anabantiformes; Osphronemidae
Gene: epha2b
Product: eph receptor A2 b
Exons: 17
Coding region: 73-3063 (996 amino acids)
Biological process (GO): axon guidance; cell surface receptor protein tyrosine kinase signaling pathway; protein phosphorylation
Cellular component (GO): neuron projection; plasma membrane
Molecular function (GO): transmembrane-ephrin receptor activity; protein binding; ATP binding
Source: RefSeq, a predicted model, not a curated record
GCGGAGCUCACCUCAGUCGGUCGCAGCCGAGAACAGGAGCGGAGACGCGGAGAGGAAGGAAAAGUCGGCCCGAUGGAUUCCUUUGGGGGUGUCAGGCAUUUAUUACUUUCGUACGUGCUCAUGAACGCUGUCCUCAGUACGACACAGACCAAAGAAGAAGUGAUACUGGACAUGAAGGCAGCGGGAGGUGAACUGGGCUGGUUGACAUGGCGCAUGGAUCAGGCAGACAAAUCUGGGUGGGAGGUUGUCCAGAGGACCUUGAAUGGGUCUCAGUUUUACACCUACUCCGUGUGCAACGUCGGCGAGCGCGAGCAGGACAACUGGCUGCGCACCACCUUCAUCCAGCGGCGGCCCGCGGCCUCGCGGGUCUUCGUGGAGAUCCAGUUCAUCGUGCGCGACUGCAACUCCUUCGGCGGCGCCUCGCUCACCUGCAAGGAGACCUUCAACCUCUACACGUGCGAGUCGGACGCCGACGUGGGCACCACCUUCCGCAAGGGCCAGUUUCGGAAGGUGGCCACCAUCGCCCCCGACGAAAUCACCAACCGGAACGACCUGCGCAUCAACACAGAGACGCGGGUGGUGGAGAGCCUUUCUCGAAAGGGCUUCUACCUGGCCUUCCAAGACAUUGGCGCCUGUGUUGCCAUUCUCUCCGUGAGGGUCUACUACAAGACGUGUGCGGCCACGGUGAAGAGCCUGGCGUCGUUUCCAGAGACGGUGGCCGGCGGCGAAAACCAGGCUCUCCGGGAGGUGAGCGGGGCGUGCGUGGAUAACGCCGGCAGCGAGGACUUGCCCCGCAUCUACUGCACCGUGGACGGGGAGUGGGUGGUACCCGUCGGACAGUGCCAGUGCAACCCGGGCUACGAGGAAGUCGAAGAGGCGUGUCAAGAAUGUCGGCCCGGCUUCUUCAAAGCCACAGCAUCCGGUGACAAGUGUGCGCCGUGUCCGGCCAAUACCCACGCUCCGAGCUCCGGCGCUUCCUCUUGCACCUGUGCGAGUGGCUUCUUCCGGGCCCCUAAUGAUCCUCCUACUGGACCCUGCUCAGGUCUCCCUUCGGCCCCAAAGGACCUGGUGGCGACCACGACCCAGCACUCGGCGGGAAGGCUGGUUCUGUCCUGGAGCCCCCCUGAAGACACCGGGGGUCGGACCGACAUCACGUACAGCGUCGAAUGCCAGCGCUGCGAGGGCACCGUGUGCCAGGCCUGCGGGGAAAAGAUCCGCUAUGAGCCCGGCAACGCGGGCCUGAGCGACACCAGGGUCACGGUGAGCGACCUGGACUCGCAUCUCAACUACACCUUCACCGUGGAGGCGCGGAGCGGCGUGUCGGCGCUGGCUGGCCAGGCGACGCCCCGGUCGAACCGGCCUCCGUCCGCUGCCACCCUGACCACGUCGCUGCACUACACCGACCCACCCAAGAUUACCAGCGUGCGACUGGUGGAGAGGACGCCCAACAGCCUGUCCCUUUCCUGGGACGUGUCGCCCCAGCCCCGCGCCCAGUCACGACCCGUUCGCUACCAACUGAACUACCGCAAAAAGGACGAGAACGUGGCCAUGACUACUUAUGUCGUGCACGUGCUUGAGAAGAACUUUGUCCAAAUCGGGGACCUGAGCCCGGGCACAGCCUACCUGUUCAAGGUGCAGGCCUUUGGCGGCGACGGCAGCCCCGGAGGCUCCAGCGUGGAGGAGCAGUUCGAGACACUCCCUGAAGGUCUAACGCCAAACAACAACGCAGUCAUCUUUGGGGCAGCGGUCGGCGGAGCAGCCAUGUUGUUCAUAGUCAUAGCAGUCCUGUUCCUGUGCAGACGGAAGAGGAACUCCCACGCUCGGCAAGGACCAGAGGACACCUAUUUCUCCAGCUCUGAACAACUGAAGCCUUUGAAGACCUACGUUGAUCCGCAUACAUACGAAGACCCCAACAUAGCCGUCCUGAAGUUUGCCACGGAGAUCCACCCGAGCCACAUAACCAAACAGAAAGUCAUAGGAGCCGGCGAGUUUGGCGAGGUGUACCGCGGUAUUCUGAAGGCGCCGGGGAGGAAGGAGGUGGCGGUGGCGAUCAAGACGCUGAAGCCCGGGUACACGGAGAAGCAGAGGCAGGACUUCCUGGGCGAGGCCUCCAUCAUGGGGCAGUUCGCUCACCAGAACAUCAUCCGCCUGGAGGGAGUCGUCACCAAAUGUAAGGAUUUCUUUAAACAUGCAAUGAUUGUGACUGAAUACAUGGAAAAUGGAGCCCUUGACAGAUACCUCAGGGACCACGAUGGGGAGUUUUCCUCCUUCCAGCUGGUGGGCAUGCUCCGUGGCAUCGCUGCGGGCAUGAAGUACCUCUCUGAAAUGAGUUACGUCCAUCGCGACCUAGCGGCCCGCAACAUUCUGGUCAACACCACACUUGAGUGUAAAGUGUCGGAUUUUGGCUUGUCUCGAGUGCUGGAGGACGACCCCGAGGGGACGUACACCACGAGUGGAGGUAAGAUCCCCAUCCGCUGGACUGCUCCAGAGGCGAUAGCAUACAGAAAGUUCACUUCAGCCAGUGACGUGUGGAGCUUUGGCAUCGUCAUAUGGGAGGUUAUGGCUUUUGGUGAAAGACCUUACUGGGACAUGAGCAACCACGAGGUGAUGAAGGCCAUCAACGAGGCUUUUAGGCUGCCGGCGCCCAUGGACUGCCCCUCUGCCGUUUACCAGCUAAUGCUGCAGUGCUGGCUUCAGGACCGCUCCAAGAGGCCUCGUUUCGGAGACAUCGUCAGCCUGAUCGACAAGCUGCUGAGGAGCCCCGACUCGCUGAAGGCUAUUGCUGACUUUGACCCACGCGUAUCCAUCCGCCUGCCCAGCACCAGCGGCUCCGACGGGUCCCCCUUCAGGUCCGUGUCCGAGUGGCUGGAGUCCAUCAAGAUGAGCCAGUACAGCGAGAACUUCACCUGCGCCGGGGUGGUCACGAUGGACCAGGUCCUGCAGAUGAAGAACGAGGAUAUCAAGAACAUAGGGGUGAGGCUGCCUGGACAUUUGAAAAGAAUCGCCUACAGCAUUUUGGGCUUAAAGGACCAGACCAGCACCCUGAGUGUGUUCGCAGUGUGAUCCUGACAAUGAAGGGAAUUAAAACUGGGCACUGAGGCCGGCAGCCCUAUGAACUCAAAGCUGAGCUGGUGCGUAACUGCAGGGACGGCUUUGGAUCGGCAGAACCAAGAGAAAUGUCAUGCCAUCCCCCGACGCCGACUGAAUCAGACUGACUUACUGUACACUUUUGAUUUCUUCGCUCUAUCUACAUGGGAAAUAACUGUACAGACGCAAUGAGUUGCUAAUGCAUUUAUUAUAUAUAUAUAUUUUUUUUCUUCAUUUCACAUUCCUGAUUUAAAUAAACACCAACAAUCAAGCCAGCUCACCCUCAAACUACAAAAGGACACCGGAGCUGGUUGCAUCCAGUGUCGAGCAAACAAGGGAAACGCAGUGAGUGUGAUGGUGUGGGAGCAGUGGAAUGCGGCACCGGUCUGGCCGGUGCUGGUGUCUCCCUUUAAUCGGCACUUUGGCCCAUUUCUUUAAAGGCCAAUGGGAACAAAGCGUGGAGAGGGCUAAAAGGAGCGUGAGCUGGCCCAAAGUUAAAGACACGUUGUCGCUUAGGUGCAUAAACACAGACUGAGUUGGUGUUUUUGCUGGAUUUUUACUGGCUCCAAGCUGAAGUUAAGCUAUAAACAUGAUGACGCACGGGAAAGAAAUGUCACAAAGGCAUUUGAGGUACUCUGUGUACAAAAUCACUCCUUUUUUGUGUUUGGGCGAUUACCAAAAACUUAAAAUGUAGCACUUGAGAUCACAACGAUGAGAAGCAGUGAGGCUGGUUAGGAGAGGGUGAUCACACGCAAACUGGAAACUCAAAGAGAACCGUGUGAAUGGAACACGAAGCAGUGCAUCUGUUUGUCGCAGGCCAGUAAUGAAGAUGUUGGUGGGUUAGCAUAAAAUGUGCAUAACCUGAGUCUUACUGUGGGAAAAUGAUUUCAUACUUUUGUAACGGUUUGGUUUGCAAUUUCAAUGUUUCAUUUAGUUUUAUAGUAGAUACACAAAUGUUCCUUCAUUUUCUGUUGUUUGGUCGCAACAUGUUUUAUUUUGAAGCUCCUGUGUGUGGAGUUUAGAUUAGAGGGGAGCAGUUCCCCCCCCCCGUGCUCUUAAUUGAUGACUGCAAAUUAUUGUAUUACUGACGUGUACCUUCCUUUACUUGAACUUGAACUGUUUUCAGAUGCAUAUAUGACUUUCUUGUAGCUGAUAAACCAUCUUUGGAAAAGGGAUUUUGUUAUUACUCUGGUUUACUGAUUGCAUUUGCAUUUUGUAUUUACCAUAUUACCAAAUUGAUAUAUUUUUCGAUUGCCUUACUUUUCCUGCUUUACCAAACCUUAUGAGAGAAAAAGCAAACGUCUCCCUGUUUUAUACUGUAUUUAAUAGUCUAUUUAUUUUGUACUUGUAUUUAUUUAUCCUGAAACACUGAGAUGGGAUUGUAAUUGAAAUUUGUGCUCUUAUUCUUCAUAAUUAAAAAAAAAUCUCCGCUG